CUGACGGGGCCGCAAGCAGACACCGCGGCCAGCAGCGGCAACUUUCUCCUCAUUUUCUUUUUUUUUUUCUUUUAUCCUCUUUUCCACCUCCUAAUCACUUCUCAAGUCCUUUAAAGGUCGCCUCGCUUCUCUUAUCGUCGCUGGCGAGACAGUCGUAGGCUUGUCUAUCCAUAACGGGGAAAGAGGAGAGAAUUUGCCUUUUCCGUUGCGGAGAUUCGCCUCGCCUCGGCCGCUACUCCAACCUAGACGCCACUAGUUUUUUCGAAUGUUUUCAAAAGUUGGUACUCAUUCUUCUGACGGAAUAGUUUUGGUCUACACAGUCGACGCAUCAAAUGGUUUAUUACUGGGGAAUUUUUCUUGAUGCGUUAGAAGAGUUUUUUAAUUUGUCUAAAGGACACAGCGCCCCCACCCAACUUUUUUCGCCUCCCUUGUGAGAACCCCCCUUCACGGUCGUGAGUGGCCUGUCCCGUCCGACGCUCUGGAAUGAGAGGGGUCAAUACCAGGUCGAGUAAAGGGGUUGGCAAAAUUGGCAAACUUUUAAUUUUCCUCCGUUUUUAAUGAUUACCGUUUCUACACCAACUAUGGAAGUUAACUAAUCGAAAGGACUGGGGCACGGGGCCGAGAGGACGUAGAACGUGAGGUAGACCCUCAUCCCGUUCCAUUUUGUUUAAAGGGUCAGAGUUUGUGGCAAAAUGGCUGCAUCUGUGAAGGUGGCGGUCCGGGUUCGACCCUUUAACUCCCGCGAGACCAACUUGGAUGCAAAGUGUGUGAUCCAGAUGCAGGGAAAUUCGACCUGUAUAACAAACCCCAAACAGCCCAAAGAUGGAGCCAAGAACUUCACAUUUGAUUAUUCCUACUGGUCACACACUUCUGCAGAGGACCCAGCCUUUGUGUCCCAGCAGCAGGUGUACAGGGACAUUGGGGAGGAGAUGCUGCUGCAUGCGUUUGAGGGUUACAAUGUCUGCAUCUUCGCCUAUGGACAGACCGGCGCUGGCAAAUCUUACACCAUGAUGGGCAAACAGGAACCUGGCCAGCAGGGUAUCAUUCCACAGCUGUGCGAGGACUUGUUCAAGCGCACACUGGAAAAUAAAGACCCGGAACUUUCCUACUCAGUAGAGGUAUCGUAUAUGGAGAUCUACUGUGAGCGGGUGCGUGAUCUGUUGAACCCUAAGAGUAAGGGGGCCUUGCGGGUGCGUGAGCACCCCAUCAUGGGGCCCUAUGUGGAAGACCUGUCCAAAUUGGCCGUCACCUCUUACUCAGACAUCCACGACCUCAUGGACUGCGGGAACAAGGCCCGGACGGUGGCUGCCACCAACAUGAAUGAGACUAGCAGUCGCUCCCACGCAGUCUUCACCAUCGUUUUCACACAGCACAGACGAGAUCAGCUCACCAAUCUGGACACCGAGAAGGUCAGUAAGGUCAGUCUGGUUGACCUCGCUGGAAGUGAGAGGGCUGACUCUUCUGGAGCCAAAGGCAUGAGAUUGAAGGAAGGAGCCAACAUUAACAAGUCUUUGACAACACUAGGAAAAGUAAUCUCUGCUCUGGCUGAAAUGCAAGGCAGCAAGAAACGCAAGACAGUCGGCCACAUCCCCUACCGAGACUCCGUCCUUACCUGGCUACUCAAGGAGAAUCUGGGCGGUAACUCCCGCACUGCCAUGAUCGCUGCACUCAGUCCAGCUGACAUCAACUAUGAGGAGACCCUCAGUACCCUCAGAUAUGCGGAUCGGGCAAAGCAGAUCCGCUGUAAUGCGAUCAUCAAUGAGGAUCCAAACGCUCGUCUGAUCAGGGAGCUGAAGGAGGAGGUGAAGCGCCUCAGAGAACUACUGCUCUCCCAAGGACUCAGCGAACUCAUGGCUGCUCAAGCUACAGAAGUGAAUAAUAACAACUGUGUGCCCGGAGUGGGUGUGGCCUCCCUGCCCGCUGCUCCCGCCUCCAAUGGAGCCCCACCCCCUCCACCAGGCAAUCCUGAUGCUGCUCAAGAAGGUGAACCAGGGUCAGAUGACAGCACUCUCGACCAAACAGAAGAGUUCCAGGAGGAGCCAAUCACCAAAGAAGAAGCGGUGGAGAGAUUAGAGGAAACAGAGAAGAUAAUCGCUGAGCUUAACGAAACUUGGGAGGAAAAACUGAGAAAGACAGAGAACAUACGUUUAGAAAGAGAGACACUAUUGGCAGAGAUGGGGGUUUCCAUCAAAGAGGAUGGAGGAACAGUUGGAGUCUUCUCUCCAAAAGGAACACCUCACCUGGUUAACCUGAAUGAAGAUCCACUGAUGUCAGAGUGUCUGCUGUACUACAUCAAAGAGGGGGUCACCAGGGUUGGCCAGAAAGAAGUGGAUAUCAGACUAAGUGGGCAGUUCAUCAAAGAGCAGCACUGUGUGUUCUAUAGCCAGCUCAAUGAGAAUGGAGAAGUGUAUGUUACUCUGGAGCCUCUGGAGGGAGCAGAGACAUAUGUUAAUGGGAAGCAGAUCACAGAACCAGUGGUGCUCAAACAAGGAAACCGUGUUGUGAUGGGGAAGAAUCACGUGUUCAGGUUUAACCACCCAGAGCAGGCUCGUCUGGAGCGAGAACGCAGUGCCACACAAGACCAGCAGGGGGAGCCAGCUGACUGGAAUUACGCCCAAAAAGAGCUGCUAGAAAAACAAGGCAUUGACAUUAAACUAGAGAUGGAGAAGAGGCUACAGGAUGUGGAGAAUCAGUACCGGAAAGAGAAGGAGGAGGCGGAUCUACUGCUAGAGCAGCAGAGACUGUAUGCUGACUCAGAUAGUGGUGACGACUCUGAUAAGCGCUCCUGUGAGGAAAGCUGGAGGCUAAUUUCAUCCCUCAGAGAGAAACUACCAGCUAAUAAGGUGCAGUCCAUCGUGAAGCGCGUGGGUCUGCCCAGCAGUGGGAAGCGGCGCCAGCCCCUCCGCGUCUACCAGAUCCCCCAGCGCCGGCGCAUCUGCAAGGACCCGCAGCGUGUCACCGCUGAUGACCUACGUCUGCAGGCAGUCAAGGAGAUCUGUUACGAGGUGGCGCUGGGUGACUUUCGCCACUCGCGGCGCGAGGUAGAGGCUUUGGCCCUGGUCAAGAUGCGUGAGCUGGGCCGUCUGUACAACCGGCGUGAGGCGGCUGAGCCCGACAGCUGGCAAGCGGUGGCCGAGGACGUAUGGAACACCGUGGGCAUGGGCGAGAACGCCAACACCACUGUCAAUGUGGCGGCAGUUGAGAUGGCUGGAGAGGGAGGAGGUGCUGGUGAUGGGAAGACGGGGGAGAUGAGAGAAGGAGGAGGAGGUGAUGGUGGUGGUGGUGGUGGCGGUGGUGGUGGUGGUGGCGGUGGAGGAGGGGAUUUUGGCGACCUGAAGGCGCACAUCAAUAAGCUCACAGACAUCCUGCAGGAGGUGAAGCUGCAGAACAACAUGAAGGACGAGGAGAUCAAAGCCCUCAGAGACCGCAUGAUCAAGAUGGAGAGUAUCAUACCGCUGCAGGACGAUGGCUCUCUAGAGGACAUGGACGACAGGGAGGCAGGCGACAGUGACGACCCUCUGAGUGGAAUGGAGCCCGGGGAGGGGACCGGGCAGGGGACCGGGCAGGGGACCGGGCGAGUGACCAAGCUGAUGGAGGAGGACCCAGCGUUCCGCCGCGGGCGCCUGCGCUGGCUGCGCCAGGAGCAGCAGCGUCUGCACAACCUGCAGCAGCAGCAGAUCACCAAGAAGCUCCGGCGCAGCAGUAGCGGAGCGGGCAUCGGUGCCCUCGUUGCCAGCGGGCAGGAGGGGGGCAGCGUGGUUCAUCUGCCAGGCACGGGACGCUUCAUCCCGCCGCAGGAGUGCAAGCUCAAGUUCCCCUUCAAGAGCAACCCACAGCACCGGCUCUCCUGGCCCCACGCACUGACCGAGAACGAGCUCGACAGAGAGAGGGAGGCAGGUGAAGGAGGAGGGGAAGGAGAGGAAGGGGGUGGAGGCAGGAAAAGUGGAACUAGUCCCUCCCCGCCACUGCCAGCAUUGGCUGCACACGCUGCUCCGUUGGUCCCGGGCACUGGCGCGCCUCUGUUGCCCCUUCCUUUCCAGAUGCCUCCCCACGUGCCCAUCAUCAUGGGCCCGCAUCGCAUGCGCAACCCCUCGCCAAGCCGUGGGCCCUGGCAACCACAACAGCAGCAGCAGCGCAACUAUAGCAACGGGAACUACAGCAAUGGGAACUAUAGCAACGGUCACCUGGGAAACCAUCAGCAGCACCAGCAGCAGCAGCACUUCCAGCAGCAACAGCCCAGGCGCUACCGACGCAACUCGCUUGACAGCUCCGUUGCCCAAGGCAACCCCGGUCACUAUGGCAACCAGAACGGCAACCACAGCAGGGACAGCAGUCACCAGCAGGGCGGCGGGAGGGGCGGUAAUGGGGCGCGCUACCGACGUCCGUCUCCCAGCCCUGGCGAACGAGACCGGGGGGGCAGUGGUGGAGGAGAUGGGUACUAUGGCAACCAGCGUAGGCAACAGGGUGGUCAGUGCUACCAGCAGUACCCUUUUGCACCCCCAUUCAAUCAUGGACGAGGAGCCCCAGGAGAGUGGGGGCCCAAGGCACAGGGCUACAACACACCGCCCCGCAUGAGACGACAGAACAGUGCUCCAGACCUGAAGCAGAGCAGAGAAACCCCUGUCUGAGUGUGUGUGUGUGUGUGUGUGUGUGUGUGUGUGGGGGG
Molecule: messenger RNA, 4666 nt
Organism: Sardina pilchardus (European sardine)
Lineage: Eukaryota; Metazoa; Chordata; Actinopteri; Clupeiformes; Clupeidae
Product: kinesin-like protein KIF1C
Exons: 23
Coding region: 693-4628 (1311 amino acids)
Biological process (GO): microtubule-based movement
Molecular function (GO): ATP binding; microtubule binding; microtubule motor activity
Source: RefSeq, a predicted model, not a curated record